CGUUUCAUUCGUCUUCGGUGCACCGGUGCGAUCAGAUCGCUCCGCCUCGUGAUCCCACGUGAUAGCGUUUUGUGUUCUCCAGUUUCCAGUGGUUGUGUUCGAGUUGUUCGAGUACUGUCCCCAGCAAACCAGCAGCAACAUCAUCUUUGGCAUCGGCUACCAUUGUAUGGCCCAUCGCCCCGUCAGUGCAAUGUCUCGUCAAGAAUCGGAAAUGAUUAACCGCAGCCGGCGCGCCCUGUCCUCCGGCACGCUGACGGACUCGAUCGAGAAGCUGCGCCACAUGUGCCUGGCCCGUGGUGCAUCGGGCAUUCUUGGUCUCGGUCGUUGCUUCCGUCGCAUGGACGACGAUGGUAACAAGCAGCUGAAUCUGGAGGAGUUCAUCAAGGGCCUGCACGAUACCGGGCUCGAUAUUUCGACCGAGGAAGCUACCGAUAUGUUUAACAAGUUCGACACAGAUGGGAGUGGUUCGAUCAAUAUGACCGAGUUCCUGGUUGCGAUCCGUCCCAACAUGUCCGAGUCCCGGGUUAGCAUCGUGACCCAGGCGUUCGCCAAGCUGGACAAAACGGGCGAUGGUUCGAUUACGAUCGAUGAUCUAAAGAACGUGUACUCCGUGAAGAAUCAUCCGCUGUACAUUAGCGGAGAGGAAACGGAGGACGUUAUUCUGCGGAAGUAUUUGGCCAACUUCGAAGAGAACGGCAACGUGGAUGGCAUCGUGACGAAGGAGGAGUUCCUGAACUACUAUGCCGGGUUGAGCGCAUCGAUCGACUCCGAUGCUUACUUUGAUCUGAUGAUGCGUCAAGCGUUCAAGCUCUAAAGUGUAGACGAACGGACACAGUCACGCACCAGGGAACCCCUGCAAGAGAGAGAGAAAGUACGAUCAAGCUGGAGAUCGAGCUGGGGACCUCUUCUUUUUAUGCGCAUAUACGUUUUCUACGUCUAACCAACAAUGAAUGAGUGCAACAGACAUCACACACAUGACAAACUGCCUUAGAGAAGAUAGUCGAAGAGGGAAGAGCGAUAGAGCGGCCGGGAUGCCGGACAACAAACCAAAGCCUGGUGAAGCCAACAUUGUGAAGCGAGGCAUCCGGUGCACGGAAUGAGAGGCGACGGCAAGGGGAUUUAUCAAAUAAUGUUUCGAUACUAAAACCAGUGCACGCCGAGAGUGUUUCCUCAACAAAAAAACAAAAACAGCAAAAAAUCCUUCAAUAAAACAGUCUUAAGUUCACAUAAGACGCUCG
Anopheles aquasalis is the source of this 1238-nucleotide messenger RNA. Its product is annotated as calcyphosin-like protein. Gene Ontology annotation, molecular function: calcium ion binding. Lineage: Eukaryota; Metazoa; Arthropoda; Insecta; Diptera; Culicidae. The record is from RefSeq and is a predicted model, not a curated record.